CGCACUGUCUCUCACGCACUGUCCUUCCUGCUGCUCGUCGCUUUACUUUGACAUCUCAGCUCCGAUCAGCGCGUCGAACUCACCUGAGACACCGGAAGUGAUCCGUGUAGCGAGUCCUCUCCAACAUCCGGGACCCUUUCCUGUGUUUGCUCUCUCCCUGGACGAUGAGCUCAUCCACCUGCACGUCGAGCUGACGAGAUGUCAGGAGACCUGGAGUCAGAUCGCCAUGGUGACGGCAUGGAGCCGCCUCUGAACCUGUUCACCUCCCCCCCGCUGGAGACGAGUUUGGGCGACGCACAGCGAGCGGACGAUAGCUGGAGUCAAGACGCAGACGUGAGGGGCUGUGGGCGGCUGGAGAGGAGGUGGAUCCUCUGGCACGAGUUCAUGAAGGAACACGCCCACCUGGACGCUUGGCUGCGAUUGGCUGAACAGGCCGUCAGUUCCCCAAACUCCGCCCCCGUCACCUACUCUGCCGCCAAAAAAGAUCUGAGGACGUUUGAGAGGCUGCGGAGCGAAGCAGGAUCUCAGCUCGUCCGGUUGGACAGCCUGACCCACAGGAAUCGAACGCUGACUCAACUGUUCACGGGCGCCAUGCGGGCUCGGCUGCUGGCGUCGGCGAGGGAGUGUGGGCCACGAUGGGACGAUGUGAACGCCAAACUGGAGACGGUCACAGCACGGCUGAAGCUCUUCAUCGCAGAGUGGGAGGGGUUUGAGACGGAGAGGGAGGAGCUUGCUCUGUGGUUGGCCAACCUAGACGUCCGUCUGACUGCGGUCGAUCACCUGAAAGGAAACACCUGUGAGAAGCUGAGACGCCUGCAGUCCUUCCAGCAGUGUGUGUGUGAGAACUCGGGCCGUGUGAACGCCCUCCUGCAGCGCGGCGAGCUGUUGAUCCAACGCAGUGAGACGACCGACACUCAGCAAAUAGAGAGACGCCUGCUGGAGCUUCUGCGCCACUGCAGCCGCGUCUACAGCAACAUCGCACGGACACACACACGACUGCUGAGCAUGAGACUGGUGUUUGAGGACGUGAUUCUGGCCACAGACUCAGGUUGUCCGUCAGAGUCUCUGUUAGAGGACGAGGGAGCGCUUGAUAACUCUCACCUGGACGUCCCUGCAGUUUUGAACCAUCCUAGAGAUUUCGGCCAAUCAGCUCACCCCACCCUGACCUUCCCCUCAGACCUGCCCUCCCCCAUCCACCACCCGCCUCCUCCCCCUCCGUCCUCUCCUACCCAUGAGCACCUGGGGCUGGAGUGGGACAACUCUGUUGAUAUCGGACGCUCGGUUUCCUGUGACGACGGCGACUCGUCGUACUUCAGUGUCGGCACAGGUAGAUGUUUUGAGUCUGGACGUCUUCAGAUGGGGACGAGACGUAAAGAGGUGGAGCUUUUUAGUUCGCGCAGCUGUCAGUCUGACAUCAGCAAUGACAUCACAAACCAGGAAGAAGACUUGCGUCUGGCGUGGCAGGACCACACCCACCCCGCUGUCUUCUCGCCAGCAGCGACCCAGGAGGAGGAGCCACGGCUGAGCGACCACCAGUGGGCGACCUCGACGCCUGAUGGGCGGGAUAGCGAUCCACUCAGCUUUGAUGGCGGCCGAGUGAGGGCGUGGCUGGGAGUUCAGAGCCCCGCCCCUCCAGAGAGGAGGACUUCCUGUUCCAAAGCUGUGCAGACUGACGAGGUGAGGGCUGAAGAAGAAUCGUCCUGUUGUGAAGAAGACGAGCGAAGUUUCUCCAAACGAAGAGUGACGUCCAGCAGCGCCUCCUCCUCCUCCUCCUCCCCCUCCUCCUCCCCGGGCCUCCUCUUCCUCCUCCUGGCUGCAGCUCUGGCCCUGCUGGCCUGUCUCACCUGGGUCGUCCAGGAUUCUCCGUGCCACCGGAGCGACAGGAUGCAACGUAGCUUCCACAUGGCGCUGAGAUACGUCAACGGGCCCCCCCCCACCUGAACCCCAGUGGGUGUGAACCGAGCACUUUCCCCUCGGGGGCGGCAGGACAGAGGUUUGAAACUCACCGUGUCCUGUACAACAUUUGUGCGUUUCAAUGCUCGCACGUGAAAAACAAAUCUGCAGGAACAGCAGGACGAUACCAGUUGUUUCAUUUUCUCUGAACCUGCGAACUUCUCUGUCAAAGUGAAUAUUAGUGUCUAUGAAAUCAGUCACGUUCGGACAUUUAACUGCAUCAGUCUCAAAGAAAAGACCUGAUUUGUGGAAAAGGCUCAAAUAAUCACAGGAAAACAACAAUAAGCACAAACAGCUCAGUUCAAAUCUUCCUUCUCUCAUUUGAACUGGUCGGCUCAAAUCUUUGAGGAGGUAAAGAUAUAAAUGAUUGUUGUGCCGUCCAGCAGCUGAUAGAAGAUCUCUGUCACGUACAAGUAUCUUGUUCUUCACACAGCGUUAACAGGACGGGUCAGAUUUUAAAUAUGAAAACAUCUGGAUCCACCUGCUACGAAACUGUAUCUAUAGAGUUUCUUCUUCGGUGCAGAUCCAAGAGCGUGAGCCUGUAGCUGAAUCCCUCCGGCAGAAUGUGUCCGAUGUGAUGAUGUGUGUUGUGCCUCAGAGGAAACCGUCAUCAGAGACUUAUUUACCCGACUGAUGCUGCAGAACGUUAACGCAGCAUUAGUGACAAACUGUUUUUAAAUCUGAUUUUCAAAUCUGUUUCGUCCCUGAAGGAUUUGUUGUAAAGUCGAGAGAAUGAAGUCAUUAGAGAAACAGUGAGAGAUGAAAUACACCCAGUUACAUUAAA
Messenger RNA from Hippoglossus stenolepis (Pacific halibut), 2737 nucleotides. RefSeq lists its product as uncharacterized. Gene Ontology annotation, cellular component: nuclear envelope; membrane; meiotic nuclear membrane microtubule tethering complex. Lineage: Eukaryota; Metazoa; Chordata; Actinopteri; Pleuronectiformes; Pleuronectidae. The record is from RefSeq and is a predicted model, not a curated record.